Molecule: messenger RNA, 213 nt
Organism: Ambispora gerdemannii
Lineage: Eukaryota; Fungi; Glomeromycota; Glomeromycetes; Archaeosporales; Ambisporaceae
Source: the annotation of a GenBank genome assembly
AUGAUUCAAUUGGAUUCAAAUGAAAUUAGCACCUAUUUAUCUGAGCCUGAAACUGAAGUAGAAUCACUUUUAUGGUGGAGAGCAAAUGCUAUGCAAUAUCUGAUACUAGCACGAAUUGCAAUGGAUUAUCUUGCAGUACAGACAACUAGUGUACCUAAAACAGCACGCACGUCAUUAUGCUUAAGAGCUGGUAUAUGGAAUUGGGUGAUAUAA